Molecule: messenger RNA, 15736 nt
Organism: Toxotes jaculatrix (banded archerfish)
Lineage: Eukaryota; Metazoa; Chordata; Actinopteri; Toxotidae
Gene: ehbp1l1a
Product: EH domain binding protein 1-like 1a
Exons: 33
Coding region: 257-14203 (4648 amino acids)
Molecular function (GO): protein binding
Source: RefSeq, a predicted model, not a curated record
GUAAUUUCUGUUUUGUCGUUCCUUGAUAAUAUCCCGCAACACCAGAGUCAUGGGAAGACAGCUGUCUGAGGAGGUGGACGCCGGUGAGGAGUGUGGUCGGUGACAAACCGCUGGAGAGGAGCUGUCAGCGAGGCAGGUGGAGUCUCUCCUUCCUGCGGCGAAGUCCCACCAGAGGGACGCGGGACCUGGGAUACACAUUGCGCUUUGGUUGAUGUCUGUUCAUCGUGUCUGAGAGAAUUAUUUGACGAACCUGACCAUGACUUCUGUGUGGAAGCGGCUCCAGCGGGUCGGAAAGAAAGCGUCCAAGUUCCAGUUUGCGGCUUCAUUUCAAGAACUGAUGAUAGAAUGCACAAAUAAAUGGCAACCGGACAAACUGAGAGUGGUGUGGAUCAGGAGGAACAGACGUCACAGCACAAAGCUCCACAGUUGGCAACCAGGGAUUAAGAACCCCUACAGAGGCCUGGUGGUUUGGCAGGUUCCAGAGAAGUUAGACAUCACUGUCACACUCUUCAAGGAAGCCACUGCAGAGGAAUUUGAAGACAAGGAUUGGACUUUUGUUAUUGAAAAUGAGACAAAAGGCCGUAGGAAGGUGCUAGCGUCAGCCGACGUGAAUAUGAAGAAGUUUGCCAGCGCCACGCAGGGCCAGUAUGACAUAACACUGAAGCUCAAACCACUGUCUGUCAAAGUGGUGGAAGCCACACUGAAGCUCAACUUGUCAUGUAUCUUUCUCAAAGAGGGGAAAGCCACAGACGAGGACAUGCAGAGUUUGGCCAGUCUGAUGAGUAUGAAACAGAGUGACAUUGGCAAUCUGGAUGAUUUCAAUGACAGUGAUGAUGAAGCUGGAGAAGAGAGAAGGGCCAGCUUUGGAACUGGACAUCAUGUUACCGCUUCCGCUCCUUCUGCUGAGAGAAUACACGAUCUGGCUUGGAGGCCUGCCGUUGAAUCAGGCCCCACAGUAACCUCAGAGAUGGAUUGGAAAACGUCCUCCGGCAUUUCCUCCGCCAUCUCGGUCCCAUGCCGUCCUCCUCUGCCUGAACCCCCAGACCCCUCUGUUCCAUCCUCUUUAUUGCGACCACCAAACACUAACCAGAAGGCUCGGCCCUCCCCUUAUGCCUAUUCAUUACCGGCCUUUACACGUGCUCACCCUCCUGCACUCCCCAAAAUCUUCCAGCCCAGUGCCGGAUCAGUUCCUCGAAGGCCGCAUAGCUUCCAUAGUGAUUCCUCUCCAGCCGAGGGCUCGGAGGCCCAGGUCUUUUCUACCUUCACCCCUCCUGAAGGCCUUUCCCUCCCUUCUCUCUCCUCCUCAUCCUCUAAUCAAUCCUCUCAUCCUCCCGCUUUCCCUGAUACCUCACAAACAGCGCGUCUUAGUGUGUGGAGAACACAAAGCGUCCCUUCCAUGUCUUGUGUACCCUCUCCUCCGUCAGCUCCUUUCAGCUCUGUCCCUCCUAUACCUCCACCACCUUCUGCUCCCAGACAGCCCAAAACUCACCCCACUCACUCUGUGGGGGAGCCAGGCUCAGGCCUCACCAGACCCACCAGUCUACCAUCUGCCCCUGAGACAGCUUCCUGGCAGAGUGAAUGGAGGCCUCCUAAAUCACAGGCCCCUCUAGCGCAGACAACCCUCUCUCCUAAGUUCCUGCAUCUCUCUGCUAAUGAUCCUGGACAGCCUGCAGUGCUGCAGAGGAAGCAGAAACUAGAGAUGCCAUCUUCAUCCUCCCUGCCCAUUGGUCCGUCUUUGCAGCAGAAACCUCAAGUGGGGUCUGGAUUUGUUGCUUCCUGUAGACCCCAGGCCACCCCUACAGUAGACCCCUUGCCUCCUGCUUUAAGGUCUUCCUCUGCUCUCAUUCUUUCUGGGCCACCUCCUCCUCCUCAGCCUCAUAUAUCCCAAACUGCCAUAGCCUCCCCCAGUGACCAAGAUACAGAAUUCAAAAGACAGUUGAGCACACUGAGUGAAGAGGAUAACCAAUCGACAAUCCCUGACCCUAGAGCCUCUACCAGCCGGAGGCCAGAGCUGUCCAGGGCGUCAGAAUGGAAAAGAGAGGCACCUUUUGGAAUCUCAGUUGUCAAAGCAUCAGCAGGACCUGAGAGCAUGGCCUCACUUAUGACCCUUAGCCCCAGAACACCCUUAGCCGAAGGGCUAGAAUAUUUUGAGAUGCCAAAAACACAGACGGAUCAGACAGAAUCACGGCCAACAAGAACAUUCCCCAGCAUUCAGCCAACGUUUCCUCCCUACGCUUCUACGCCUAACCAAACCUCUGAUUUUCAUGAUCCAACAUCCACUUCAGUCAAGGUUCUGGUUAAACCAAGGAGUCACUUAUCUAAGAUGUCCAUUCAGUUAGGGAAUCCAGUAGCUGAACCAAAGCCUGUUCAGCAUACACCCCAUUCUCCUGCCAACCCUCAACCUACUUCCAGAUCAAUCCAGGGACCUUUCUUGCACUUGCCUGAAAUUGCUACAACUUCUGACACAAAACCAAUUGGAAGGAUAGAAAUGGCCCACAAAAAAGAAGCCACAACUAUGGAUUUGGGAAAUAAGAGCACACCUGCCCCCGUGUUGUCUUGUCUCAGAGACACAAAUUCUGCUUUGCCUCCAGUGGUGGUGAUGAACAAAACCCCAGAAUCUCAGUCUGGAGAACAGUCCAUUAAAACAAACUCACAAAUCAGCCCUGGUAAUCUAAUACCCAUUGUGGAUAAGAAAAUCCCAUGCAACACAACUGCCUUGGAACAAGUCACUUCAAGAUUGGACUCUCAUAUUGGGUUUCUCUCGGAACAGCAGGCCACGACAAAGAAUGUAUCAAAUCAAAGAGAAGAAUCUAGUGUGAAUUUUGCAUUGUCUUCACCAAAUAGCUUUGUCAUGUGUGGUUUGGAUUCAGAGCAUUUUAUGGAGGAAGGGAGAACUGAUAAUGUGGUUCUGGCUAUGGAUAAGAGGCCAUUCUAUGAAAGAGAUAGAGUUACACAGGAGCUUGUGUUACCAGGCUCUGCAGUCAAUAUAGGAGAAAAGUGUGUAUACACGUCUAAGGUGGAACUUGGUCCACUAUGUCCAAGAGGGAGUUCUGUUUCUAAUUUACCAUCCACUUUACACCAUGAAUCUCAGCUUGAAGGAACUGUGAGAAUGCCAAGUAUGAUUAAGUUACUAUCAAGUUGCUCACAGUAUUCCAAGAUUCCUGGCAUGCCGUCUUUGCAUCAGUCACAAAUUAUAGCUUGGCCAGAUAAUGGGAGAUUACUUUUUCAGAAGUUUUCCAGCAAGCGAUUGCCAUUGUAUUUAGAUUAUGUUAGUUCCCUUUAUGAGGGUAGUGCAGAACUUGCAAAAAUGGUGGACAUAACACCAUCCUGCUCAAGGUCUGCCAGUGUUCCUGGAUUCCCAUCUGCUUUGAAAUGCAAGCCAAAUAUGGUUGACCUUUUACCUACAUGUCCAAAAAUUUGUAGGGUUCCAGGUUUAGCUUCCAUUCAAUUAGUGACUGGAUGUGAAAAGAGUGUUUGGGACGGAUGUUCUCUGUGGAAAAAAACACUGCAGACAAAAGAGGCAUUUGUUUCACACAUGUCCUGUGUCCAGGUACAAGAUGUCAAUGAUACUAAUUGGAUUAAAAUCAUGGUGGCCAUGUUGCCAACAUGUUCUAGAAAGGCAAGUGUUCCAGGCUUUCCGUCUGCACCAUUGCAGAAGACUUCAGACACUCCUAGUAUGGCCAGUUGUCUUCCUACAUGCUCCAAACAGACUGUGAUUGCAGGUAUGCCAUUUAGAGAAAGAAUUAUGAUAUCUAAUGAUCACUGGCAUAUUUUGAGUAAAUUAUUAUUAGAUAGACCGUUGAGAAGUAAUCCUGUUCUGGUUCUGGAGAAGUCACAUGACGAUAACGAACAUAUGAAAUACAUGGUAAAUAUGUUGCCAUCUUGUCCCAGGAAGGCAAGUAUUCCUGGUUUUCCCUCUGCGCCUCGAAAAGAACCCAGUGUACCUGGUGUUCCAUUUGCACCAAGGCAAGAUCCUAGCAUGGCAGAUUUUUUUCCUACUUGCCCAAGAAAAACCAGAGUCAUUGGUUUACCCUCUAAGGAACCAGUUAGUGCUCAAGGUGAAUCUUUGGUUAUAACCAGGCAUAUUGUAAUGAUGAAACCACUGGGCAAAGGUGAAGUCGUGAUUCACGAUUUUUCCCCAGGUGCUGCUCAGGAUCUAUCAAAAAGAGAAGUAUUCAGUUCAGUGCCAGUGUUGCCUUCAUGUCCUGUGAGAUCAGGCCUUGUGGGUAUUCCCACAGGACCCCAAAGACUGUUACCAAAUAUUGUCAGCCUUGUAUCUUUAUGCCCAAAGCAGACCCAGACUCCUGGUAUGCCAUCUCUAGAUCAAAGCAAUUCAGAGAACAAAAACUGGCAUGGCUUGAGGAGAUUAAUUUACAAGAGACCAGAGAAGAACAUACAAGUUUACAAUGUUCAGUGGGAACUGAAAGACACAGAACCCAUGAAAGGUGGUAGAAUGGUAGAUAUGUUGACACGUUGCCCACAAAAAGCCACUGUUUUGUACUUAUCCUCUUUUCCACAGCAAGAACCUAGUAUGGCCAAUGGAAUGCCCUCAUGUCCCAGACAUAGUGAAAUCCCUGGUGUGCCGUCGAAGACCGGACAAAAUCUUUGUUUGUCCAGCUGCAAGCAAUGGUUUGCUUAUAAAAAUUUACAGUGUGAGAAUCCAUUUGUUAAAAGGGAAGUGCAGAUUCUAGAUGCAGUUUCAUGUUUUGAUAAGAGCACUGUUGAAAGAAUGAGUGCAAUAUUACCCUCUUGCCCUAAGAAUGCUAAUGUACCUGGGUUUCCUUCUGCUCUGACACUGACAUUAGCUGAUGGCCCAACUAUGGUGAAUUUAUUGCCUAGUUGUCCAAAGGAAUCUAGAGAUCCUGAAAUGCCACUUAGAGACUCCACCAAACAAUCUGAGUGGCUAGUGGAAAGAAAGCAGUUGCUACUCCCCCAUAAGUAUGAUGGGAUUGUACCUACAGUAUCCAUAUUGCCCUCCUCCCCACAGACAACCUGUUUACCAGACUUUCCAUCAGUACCAUGUCAGCCAAGUAUGAUCAGUCUGCUACCUUCUUGUCCAAGACAGUCUCGAGUUUGUGGAAUGCAAUCUAGAUUCCACAGUAACUCUUUUGAAGCGGAAUGGAGUGUAAACAUAAGGCCAGUAUGGGAAAAGCCAUUAAUACACCCAGAAAGACUGUCAGUAGUACAUCACAAGAUGUAUUUUAGAGAUAAGGGAUUGGUUACAAUAAUGGUGUCAAUGUUGCCAUCCUGUCCCAAACACUCUAAUAUUCAUGGAAUUCCAUCAAAGGUAGGGGAGAGACCAAUGGAAGAGUUGAUGAAAGAGGAUCCCAGCAUGUUAAAAUCCUUAGCCACUUUCCCAAAGCACAGUAAAAUUCCAGGUCUGCCAGCAAAGAAUAGUGCACAAGAAUUUGAUGGCUGGUUUGUGGACAAAGAUGUGAUUUGGGAAAGCCCAUUCAGUAGGGAGUAUGGAGUUGUUUACCAGGGUUUUACAGUUAAGCAAAUGUCAUAUAAGGACAAAGAAAUAAUGCUAAAUAUGCUUGGAUCAUGUCCACGACAAGCCCUCAAUCCUGGAUUCCCAUCUGCUCCACAACCCCAUUCUGCUGCUGCCAUUGUAGAAAAAAAUCUAGACAUGGUACAGUUGACACCGUGUUGCCCAACACAGUCAAGUAUCAUUGGUUUCCCCUCAAGAGCAUCAGUUAUUUCUGAUUCUCAAGUAGAGGUCUGGCCAGUGGUGACGAUAAGGAUGCAAGGCUGCUGUCACUUUCACAAUAAGUAUUUUUCUCCAUACCAAAAUACAAUGAAGGCAGUCCUUUCUCUUGAACCUUCUUGUCCAAACAUUGCUUUCAGUUGUAGCUUCACAGCAGUACCGCCGUCUGACACUGACCUACUUCCAAACAUGGUGAAUAUUGUGCCUUCUUGCCCAAAGAAAGCCUCUGUUCUUGGGGUGCCAUCAACAGAUGUGCACCAGUCAGGACAGGGGUGGCCAAUUAAAACACCACUUUUUAUGAGUAAAUACUUGUCACUGGAAGAACAGUCCCUUUGUAAGUGUUGUGUCAGAGAGAAAUCAGUGCCGUAUAUAUUCCCAAGCCAAGAAGUACUGGAGGAUGUACAACAAAGAAUGACAAUUGAGUCAUCAACUUGCAUCAAGGCUGUUGUCAGAGACUUGUGGGGUGACGCAAUUCCAACCAGAUUAGAUCUCGACACAAAGAAAACAAAAUUGGAUGUGUGUUCAUCUUUGGAGAUGCAUAAAGAUGAACAGGGCAUUUGGACUGAGACCGAAGAAGUAGCUGUUCUAGAAAAAGGAAACUUGCAUUGCAGAAUGUGGCACUCCAUUCCUGACAUGCCACUAUUCUUGAGUGUUAGGAAGAGACACGAAAACAUGCCAUCAUGUUGCCCAGUUGAUGCUGGUGCAGCAGAACCCUCAUCCCAGACCCAAAUAAAUAGUGCUGAGCAGCAGUUAGAAAAACUUCCUACAAACAGGACCAUUCAAUGGGAGAAGCUGCCAAGGACGAAUAAAGAGAAAACUAGAAAUGCAUCAGAGGAAGAAAUGAUAAGAGAAAUGGUCAGUAAUGUUCCAUCAUUCUCUGGUGCUGCCCUGGCUUCAGACACUGAGGAUGAAUUGAAGACAAAGACAGAAGCUGGGAUCUCAGAUCUUCUUCCAGUAUGCCCAGGAGUUAGUGGCCUUUUUGAUUUUUCUGAUGCUGCUGAACUAAUGAAUGAAUGCCGUUUGGACAGCGUGUCUACAUGGAAUAAGCCGUCAAAGGAUAAGGAAAUUCUAACCACUGACAAUGCUCUUCAUUUAAAAGGACAGGCAGAUCUGCUAGAACAAAUGGAGGACAAAAGCUCUUCCCACCCUAGUACAGAAUGUGCACCAUAUUAUUUUAAGCCUGAAACUGAGAACAAACAGUCUUCUUUACUGGAAACCUGUCCUAGCAUGACAAAGGUUGCUGGCAUGCCGUCCAAAUUUCCCAUAAUAGAAGAAAAACACUGGCUUGUAGAUCAGAGGUCAAUCUGGGAGAAACAACAAAAAACGAAGAAAGUAUUACCAUCAAGUUCAUUGAAUGAUGAAAUGGUUUUAUGGGUGCACUCUUCCCCCAUAGAAGCCAGAAAUCCAGGGUUCCUGUCUGAAACACAACACAGUUCAGUCUUUCAUGGACAAAGUAUGGUGGAUAUGUGUCCCUGUUGUCCAAGUGUAUCCAGUGUACCUGGUUUACCAUCUCUCAGUGAAAUCAGUAACAGAUCAUGUGGAUCUCAACAGGAACCACUUUUGAAUAAGAGUUUCCCAAAGUAUUUUUUCAUACCAGUUCCACAAUCUACUGUGGAAUAUCAUGGAUCAGAUAUGAUGAGCCUUUUAAGCUCUUGCCCAAAAACCUCUUGUGCUGAAGGUUUUCCAUCAUUAAUGGAGCAUCAUUUGACCAAAAACUGUGCUCCAGAUAACAAGGCCUUUUCGGUAAUACUGCCAAAAAUUAACGUAGCCAUGAUUGAAGAUAGACCUCACAAUGAAGAAAUGAAGGCCAUGUCAUCUUUUGCCAGAACUUGUCCAAAGGAGGCUCGUAGCCCUGGAUUUCCAUCUGCUCUGCAACCUACAGUAAUCUAUGAUGGGUCUAACAGGGUCAGUCUCCUUCCAUCUUGCCCAGCUGUCUCCAGUAUGGCUGGUUUUCCAUCGAUGCAGAAGGCUGACAGCAAAGACUGGGAUGCUAUUCAUCAGCCAUUGUGGGAGAAGCAAAUUAAAAAGGGGUCUGUAUUACUACUGAACAACAAUAAAACACCGAAAGACAUGAAAGGAGUUGUUUCUCUUGCACAAAGUUGCCCAAGAAAAUCCAACAUCUCUGGCUUUCCCUCUGUACCAAAACCAAGAAUGAUUUCUGUUUUUGACAUGACAGAUAUGGUCAGUCUUUCAUGCUUGUGCUCAAAAGUGUCGCAAAUACCAGGAUUUCCAUCAUCUCAUUACUCAAAAGAGUGGACAACGAGCAAGGAGCCACUGUUUGGACCAAGAAGGAAGGAAAAGCAGGUGUCACUGACUGACAGAUGUGAAAGAGGAAUGAAAGCAAUGGUUUCCCUUGUACCAUCUUGUCCAAAAGAGGCACGGAUUCCAGGAUUCCCCUCUCAUCCAAAUCCCCUAAGUGUGUAUUCCGCAUCAGAUAUCAUCAGCAUCUCUACAAUGUGCUCCCAAGUUUCCAAAAUACCAGGAUUCCCAUCAGUUGUUGGCGAUAUGAGUAUAGAGUGGGUAACAGAAAAAGGGUCACUGUUGAAAAGGCUACCAAAGAAGGCAGUCAUAUUUGACACAUCAAAUGACAACAAACAGAAAAUGAAGAAUAUGGUUUUCUGUGUUCCAUCCUGCCCUAAAGUGUCGAGUUUUCCUGGUUUCCCAUCUAUCCCAAAUCCCAAAACUGUGUAUUAUGGCCUAAGUGUAGUCAACCUCCUUCCUUUAUGCCCCCUAGCUUCUUCCAUACCUGGAUUUUCAUCAGUUGAAGGGCACAAGGAAAAAGGAUGGGUUGCUGAACUGGGUUCAUUGAUGCACAGACCACAAAAGAAAAUUCCAUUUAGGAUUAACAGCUCACCAAUGAACACAGACAAACCAAACAACAUGAUUUCUUUGGUUCCUUGUUGCCCAAGAACAUCAAAGAUUCCAGGCUUCCCAUCGUACCCUCGAUACAAUAUGCUAAGUCUUGUACCUGUUUGUCCCAAAGUAUCCAGUUUCCCAGGAUGUGCGUCCUCUGAAGGGGCCUCAAAAUACCAAUGGCUCUUUGAUCCACACACUUUGCAAGACAAGUUUCCAAAGAAGACGUUUUUUGUGAUACACAGCCCAAAUCAAGAUGGAGAUAUGGCAAAGACAAUGUUGGCCUUAGCAUCAUCUUGCCCAGAAGCAUCCAAGAUUCCUGGGUUCCCCUCUGCACCUCAAACCAUAACUAAGAUUGAACCCAAUAUGAUAAAUUUUCUACCUUGCUGCCCCAGUGAUUCAAGUCUCAAAGGAUUUGCAUCCAUUACUACAGUUCCAAGCACAGAUUGGAUAAGUGAAACAAAACCAAUUUUGAUGCAGCUUCAGAAGAAGGGGGCAGACAUGAUUAUGGGACUUGCUGGACAGGAGCAGUUAUAUCACUACAACAUAACAAACAUGGUGACAUUAGUGACAUCCUGCCCAAAAGAGGCCAGAAUAUGUGGUUUUCCUUCUGCUCAAGUUGUUAACAGGCCACCAAACAUGGUAAGCUUAUACACAGCUGCUCCAUGUGUUUCUCGUGUCCCAGGUUUCCCAUCAGCAAAGAUGCAUAGCUCUGAACACAUAAAAAUACAAACUAGGACAACACACAGCAAGUCCUUGUUUGAUAAGCGGCAGAAUGAGAAGAUUUUUCUUACUGCAAAGUUUCCAACAGAACAUAAACUUAAACAAGAUGAAAUGAAGCACAUGGUAGCAAUGGCUCCAUCAUGUACACAUUUAGCUCAAAUUCCUGGUUUCCCCAGCAUUUUGCAAUUGAAUCCAACAGAGAAAGAAACAAUGGAUAUCACAUUGCCACCUCCUACUGAAAAGCCUGCAUCAUCAGAAUUGCUUCAUGCACAGUCAGUGCAGUCAUAUCUCAAAGGCACAAGAAUUCCUGGUGUUCCCUCUACAUCUGUCAGCAAUCCCAGCACAGAACCUGCGCAUGUGGAGAAAUUCAAAGGUGACACAAAGCAAAACAAAGACCUUUCUGUAAAUAUUGGUGAAUCACAAAUAGAGAGAAUAGCAGCAGAGGAGACCCAAACAGCGAAGAAACCGUCAGACACUUCAGAGCCGGUGGGAGUCUUGGGUUGGGAAGUAGUGGAGGCAGAGGGAACAAUAACAGAAAAACAGGCAGAAUCCUCUUUGUCAGCAAAGGACGAAGAGACCACAGGAUUAGUAAAGGCUAUUGUGGGUGUUUUCCAUAAAGGUUAUGAAACAGUAGUAUCCAUGUUGGGGCCAUCAAGCAAUACUUUAACUGAAGUGGAUGACCAGCACAAGGCCAUCUCUUCUGUGGACCUGAAGGACAAGACAGGGACUCCUUCAGAUGAAACUUUUCUACGUUUUGCAGACAACACUACUCCCAUACAGAAAAAAGAUGGCCUGUUUGAAGACACUGACACUGAACAUAACAUUGAAUAUCCAACAAGUGCUGAGCCUUACAUGUGGAACUUGGUAGGUGAUCGAUCAACGUCUCCAUCGCCAACUACCAACAGCGAUGAUGGGUUUUUAGUGUGUGCAAGCAUGAAGAAAUGGCCGCCACUGACAGAGGCAGAUAUCACUGAAAUAUCAAAAGAAGAUGGUGAACAAGUAGAGGAACAACAGGCCCCUCUGGAUCAAUGGCUUACAAAGGAGGGAUCAUGCACAGGGCAUGUUCAAACGUCAGUUUACAAUGAAAGUUUGUUAGCAAGGUGCGAGAGUGAGGCAGAGCAGGAUGAGGUUAGAACAGUGUCAUCAUCUUCACAGCUGGAUAAAGGCCCCCAACCAACAAGCAUGGAGGACAUUUCUGCUACUUCCCUGCAGCCUGCAUCAAAUGAGUCACUUACAGAUGCAAACGAAUAUAGAGGGGUACUCUUAACCAAACCCUCUGAUGAUCAAAACACAAGUCCAGUUGGACCACAAGCUGAGAUUGUUGUCUCUCAGCGAGGCAGAAAGCCAAAGAGAAAAGUUCCAGAGCCUCUACAGAAAGGGUUUAAUCAAGAAAAAUACACUGUUCCAAUACGACCACUCAGAAGGAAGGAUAGUUUAACACCAGAUCGCAAACCUUGCAGUAUGAACAAAGAAGAUAGUAGCAUUCCUCGAGGUGUACCUCAGAAUGGUCCUGACCAAGAAUGUACUGGAACUCAAGUAACAUCAUACACAGUUGACUGUAAACACAAAGGUGAAGCAGAAUCUGUGCAAAUAUCCAUGAACGUCACUCCUCCUCCUCGAGUGAGAAGAAGAGAUGGUAGUCUGCCACCUGAAACGCCACACAAAACCACCCCUGUCAAACCUCUGAGGAGAAAGGACAGUGUCACUAGAGAAAAACCUGUUCAAAUACCUCAUGACCAACAAGAUGUGAAAGCCCAAGUUAGUUCUGCUAACUUAAUAUUUGAUGCUCGUCCUCCUCAACUUUCUGAGAGAAGCUCUGAUGUCUCAGGUGCUCUUGAACCUUUACAGGACAUUGAUAAAUCCACUGGAGCAACAACUGAAAUGAUCCCUUCACAACCUGUAGGAAAAAAAGACCUAACAACCGAACAACACUCUCAAGAAACAGAUUUUGCGGGGAGUGCAUCUCCAGGGACAGAAACAGAAUUGGUCUGCUCAAAGGACACAGAACAAACCUAUUGUGACCUUGAAGGCCCUAAAAAAGACAGUAAUAUAUCUGUCCAGGUCUCUUCUCACAUAACUCCUCCUUUGGAAACAAAUGGAACUGAUAGAAUCACCCCAGAGACAGAGAUAUUUCAUGUUGACCAAACUGCUCCUCUCUCAAUCAUCAAGAGGAUAUGUCUUCCACAGCGUGGCAAGAAAUUGCCUUCAAGCCAGUCUCAUAAAAUUAUUAAUGAGAAGGGAAUGAUGGCCCAAAAUUUAAAAGCUACAACCAAGGAAAUUGUAAAACCAGUCCAGACUGACAAAACUGCAAUGAGUGAUACAGAAGGGGUAAAGCAACCAAAGAUGAUCGGAAAUCAGAAAUCAGAAAAUGCACCAGAAAUAUCAGAGGCAGAGAGGGACAAACAAACGUCUCAUCCUAUACCACAGCCACGUGUGAGGAAAUGUCUCGGUGGCUCCUUCCCAGAUGAUUUUAUAUCUAAAGAGAGAACACCUCAUGCUACCCAUGGAGAAGAGGCACGUGCAGAAAGGGAAGCUGGUCCUUCAUCCAUUUCCUCAAUAGCUAAUGCUGCUGCAGCUAAAGAAUUGUCAGUGCAACAGAGGAAAGACCUUCCCCCUCUUCCUCUGGUUGAUCAACCUUCUACAUCUACCGAAGGUGUAAGAUUGAGAAGAAGCAGAUUGCCCAUGGAGUGCAGCGUUCAGGUAGAGGUUAGUGAUACUUCACAGGUGACUCCAGGACCCGCAUGCUUGCCUGUACCAAAACCAAGAGUAAAGAAACGCCUCAGUGAUUCCUUUCCAGAUGACAUUACAAUUACUGGUUUACCACCUACCUGCCAGUCAGACACAGUAGCUGAUUCAACUGGUCAUAGAACAGUCCAGCAGAAUGAAAAGUCAAGCUUGCCUCUCCCACUACCUCGGGCCAAGAAACGUCUCAGCAUGACUCCUACAGAUAGCUCACCACCUGUAGACAACUUACUCCCUGUAGAAAUGGAAUCGUCUCAGAGAAACCAGGAGGAUACAUCUGUCACUAGCAAGUCAUUAUCACUGGAUUUAAGUAUGAUCUCUGGAGCCGAUUUUGUCACAAUCCAAGGUGACGAAGUUGCGUCAGAGGUGGAACAGGAAGUGCUUGCAGCAAUGCAAGAAGAACAGUUUCCUCAGCCAGAUUCUGUAGAAGAUGCAGAGAAGCCACUAGAUAAAAUCAUUGAAGGCUGGACCUUUACAGAUAAACCUGUAAUUUCAGAUGACUCAGUGAAGGUUACAGAGGCAGUGUCUGAGCAGGAUGACAUUGAAAAAGUCCUGGAAGCAGAGGUUGAUAAGUCCCUUGUUUCCACUGUUGCAUCGUCUCAGGAUGACUGGCUGCACAUAGGGGAUGAUAAGGACAAUGAGCCAACGGAAAUAACCUCAAGGAAAGAAAUGAGAGAUGAAGAGUUGGACUUUGGCUUUGUGUCUGUAGAUGUAGCUGCUGGUUAUUUAGAUGAAAGGCAAACGGGGAGAGCAGAAGGAACUUCAGGUCAGCCUGUACCUGUGUCUUGUGGCAAGGUCACUGGCCCCCAACAAACCAGUGAACCAACAACACCUCAAAAAAGACCUGCAGAUGGGGCUGCCUCUCCAGAAACUCAAUUGGCCAGUCCCUCCUUAGUGACGUCCAGCAAGUCUCUUCUGGAAUGGUGUCAAGAAGUCACACAGGGUUACAAGGGAGUGAAGAUCACCAACUUCAGCACCUCUUGGAGGAACGGCCUGGCCUUUUGUGCCAUAUUACAUCACUUCCACCCAGAAAAGAUAAAUUAUGAAAUGCUGGACCCGUAUGACAUCAAACACAACAACAAAAAGGCUUUUGAUGGCUUGGCCGACCUUGGCAUUUCCAGGCUGAUGGAACCUUCAGACAUGGUCAUGCUAGCAGUGCCUGACCGCCUCAUUAUCAUGACCUACCUCAACCAGAUCCGCACCCAUUUCACAGGUCAGCAACUCAGUGUGCUUCACAUAGAGAAGGACAGCAGCGAGUCCAGCUACGCGGUAGCAGGAGACCGGGACACCCAAGAGGACCCUGAGGCAACUGUUCGGUACUGCGCCCAAAGGCUCCAGGAGGAGGGUAUAAGUCUUGAGACUAAUGGGACUACGGGCACUGCAGAGAAGGACAGUAAAGCCAGUAGGGAUAUGGUUCCACCUCCCAGAACUAAAAAGUUGCAGGUUGCUGGGGCAUCUGGGGCUCAGUCUCCAGUGGCACCACCAAGGACCAAUAUCCUGUCCAAGUCAGGUUUCUCUCAUGUCAGAGAUGCUGAUCUGGUCAAGAAACGAAGGUCUCAGCGGAGGAGUGGGUCAGUAGAUGAAGGAGACAUUUCAGUUGUAGUUGCUGGACAAGAAGGCCGGAGGAAGUCAGAAACCGAGAGAACAGAGGCUAUGGUUGAGGAGGGAAGACCUGAAGGCCAGGAUGGCAGCCAUUAUGUUCUGAGUCAGAUGGAAGCCCUGGAAGCGGAACAAAAUCAUAUUGAUAACAGAGCAGGUGUGGUGGAGAGGAAACUCAGACAACUACUGGAAACAGGUAGUGACAAGGUGGAGGAGGAGAGGCUGAUUCAGGAGUGGUUUACGCUGGUUAACAAGAAGAAUGCUUUGAUCAGGAGGCAGGACCAUCUGCAGCUACUGCUGGAAGAACAAGACUUGGAAAGAAGAUUUGAGUUGUUAAACAAAGAGCUGCGAGACAUGAUGGCACUUGAAGAGUGGCAGAAAACGCAGGCCCAUAAACACAGAGAGCAGCUGCUGCUACAGGAGCUGGUGUCCCUGGUCAACCAGAGAGAUGAACUGGUCCACAACAUUGACGCCAAAGAGAGAGGAGGUCUGGAGGAGGACGAGCGUCUGGAACGAGGUCUGGAGCAGCGGAGGAGGAAGUAUGCUAAACAGCAGAAAGAGAAGUGUGUGAUGCAGUGAAGCAUCCAUGGAAUGCUGGGUCACUUCUCCUAAAAAAAAAAAAAAAAAGUGGAUCAGUUUGGAACCGAGAAUGGGGCAGUUGCGUUUGGUCGUUUUAACCCUGCUGUCAGACUGGGGGACGAUCAGGCCAAGGCCGUCAACAUAGCUGAUCCAAGGAGCAUAUUUCUACGAGAGAAUACGCUGAACCAGUAUAAGGUGGUGUUGCAUUUCCAGUAGAGAGUGAGGCUCUGAGAAAUGUCAGCUGUGUUCAGGCUCCAGUUCAACCUGAGUGUUAUCUUUUUGUUUGCCUCCCAUUUUGAGUGUCUUAAAAUGUGACGCAAGGCUGCAAAUUCAACACAUCAUCUAUUUACCAAACCCUACUGGAUGUUCAACACCAAGAAAUUUUUACCCACUCAGCAGAAGAGGCAUCAGUGCCUCAGAGAGCUGCUUGUGCCUUUUGGACUGUUUGCUUUGCAGUUUCUGUUGCUGUGAGAGUGUGUGUGUGUGUGUGUGUCUUUUUUUUUUACUGUAACUGUUGUUACAGAUUGUGGAAGGUGAAUGUAAAAUGUGUUUGGUACAGAUAUGAGCUGCCAAAAGCAAGGAGAGAUUAGGUCUGACUGACGUGAAGACUGGGUGCAACACUUUAAAUUUGUUUAAAUGUGAACCUGCUGUUGAAAACCAAAAUCUAGUCCAAAUACUGGUGAAGGUUAUGGAGUGGUUGCGGCCGUAGUUAAAACCCGGGGUCGUCAAAUAAAUAUUGAUCUAACCUCAACCUUAGAGACUCAGACUUUCUGAACAUUUGUCACCAUGGUUGCCUUCGAGUAGAAAAACAAGGAUUUUUGAUCAUGUCACCCAGCCUUCGUAACGUUGUUGUUAGUUAAAAGAUGGAAAGUAGAACAUUUUACAUAUAGGAUGACCACUUCCUCAGUGCCAGUGGGAUCCAAGGGCAAGGAAAAGCAGGAUCCAGAUCAGUCCUACCUACUGGAUUAAUUGAAAGUUUUACUGUUUUUAUUCAAGACGUAUCAACUAGAGAAGCAGCCGUACGGAUUAUGUCUAUUGUACUAGUAUGUGUUUUAACCAAAACUAAAGAAACUUAUAAUUUAUUUUCCUGUACAAGUGAUGGAAAUAUUUCGGGAAAAUAACAAUGCUAACGUCGUUUUUCUGAAUUGAAAGGUGAAGAUGUGAAUGUUCCUGGACGAUAAAAGCCAAAUCCUUAAUAUUAACAUUUGCUACAAGCGAACUGGCGCUUCCACAUCUCUUCCCGAAAUAUUAUCAGAAACCUCCUGCUUGUCUUUUGCGCAGAAAAGUUGCGUUUUUGUUGUUUUUACUUCAGUACAAGCAUAUUGUGCGACCUCUCUGGGCCUGAGAGGUUUUUAUUUUGUGUGGAAAGGUUUGCAGUUCUCAUGUUGCCAUGCUGCUGGAUGUAGUAGCGCCGACCACCACUUGCGUGAAGUAGUUACAGCUUGUUGAUUGCUGUUGGAGAGUUUUUAUUGUGGUUUUAUGUGACAUUUGCACUAUUUGUAAAGUUUGACAAAUACAAAAGAUUUGAACGCC